Aphanomyces invadans is the source of this 2224-nucleotide messenger RNA. RefSeq lists its product as hypothetical. The record is from RefSeq and is a predicted model, not a curated record. Bases 30 to 2129 code for a protein of 699 amino acids. NCBI's taxonomy places the organism in Eukaryota, Oomycota, Saprolegniomycetes, Saprolegniales, Verrucalvaceae. The transcript is spliced from 10 exons.
GUUCAACGGCCACCGUUUUCGCGGCGGCCAUGUCGGCGGCGUUCAGCACGCGAUUCCUUGCAUCGGAUGGCAUACCGGCGUACAAUGCUCUGUUGGACCAGCACCUGGGGCACCAUCGCACGUACUUGCUGGGGUCCAAGGCAUCGCUCAAGCUCUUGCAAACCACGGGGGCAAUUGCCAAGGUCGAGCCGGGCAAGUCGGCCGACCAGUACGUUGUGUAUGUAGAGGAGCCGAGUGCACCACCGUGUGUACGAAAACCACGAGUGGCGAGAUCGUCAUCCGACGACUCGUCCACGCGGCCAUGCGACAAACGGACGCGCAAGCCCAUGGCUGCCAGUCCAGACAGCGGCACGGCGCCGACGACGACUAGCGAGACCAACCGGCCCCGGCUGCGUCAUUCCGCCAGCGACGUCUUCGUUGCCCCGCACAAGAAGAAAGACCACAAGUUGAAGAAAGCGACGGAAAUCGAACCGAUGGCCAUGCGACCACAGGUCAAACCUGGCAGCCCGUUCAAGAAAGCAGCGUCGGAACCGGCGACCAAACCGUCCUGGACAGAUCCGACCGCAGCAAGUCUCGUCAAGGACGAGCACCCGCAACGGGGCGUGCACAAGCCAGUCGUGAAUCACUUGCUCGAGAGCGACGUGGCGUACCGCGAAAAGAUUACCAGGUUCAAAGCACAGCUGGCUGCCAUGGCCACAGAGAAAGCCGAGGUCCAAGUUGAGAUCGCGCGGCUGCGGAAGGACCUGCGCGGUGUCAAUGCCGUGCACGAAAACGACAUGGCGGUGGCGCACUGCAACGCCGUCAUGCAGCAUCGGCUUGGCAAGGCCCAGGACGAGUACAUGAAGGUGUUGACGCAGCAAGCCGCGAUUCGCACCACGAUCGACGCCGCGCGGUUGGAGCUGCUUGCGCUGGCCCAAGUGCGACGAAAACUGGAAGGCGAUCUCAACGACACGAAUGCAAAAAUCGACGCGGCCGAGGCGCGGAUUGAAGCGACAAAGGCCAUCCAAAAGAGCACGUUCGGGGAGCUCACCAACUUGGAGCGCCAGGCCGAAGCCGACGCCGUGGAUCGAAUCGUCAAACUGCCACCCGAAAGCGAUGUCGUCAACAUGGAUGUGUCGAAUUUGAUGGCAUCGAUCCACGAUCGCGCGCUCAGCCGCAAGCAAGAGCUCGCCGCCCGACACAACGCGGCGGCAGAGCAGCGCACAAGCGCAUCGAUCGCCACGGAUGGGUCGUUGGGGCCGUUGGACGCGACGUUUACGAUGGCAUUUGCAUCGAUUCAAGACGCGGUGCAUGCGCCGUCGGUCGACGAGUUCGUCACGUCGUUUGUGGAUACGGAGAACCAGCUCCUAUCGAUGUACCAGCAUCACUUGGAUCAGCUCGCCGAGACGAAGAAAGCGAAAGCCGAGCUCGAGGCGCUGCUCAGCCAAGCGCGGACGGUGCGCCACCGCGUGCGGCAGCAGCAAGAAGACGUCCACGCGAGGAAAGCGCAGCUCAUGGACCGCAUUGCCCACGUCAAGCACAUGACGCAAGAAUACAUUACGUUGCAACGGCGACAAGCCGUCGAGCACGACGCGCUGCGAGGGCCGAUUCUGCAUCUCCUGGACGUCCUCAAGGCGGACAAGCACUUCUUACACACGAAUGGGUUCCUCAACACGGCGCAGGACAUGCCGCUUCCGCACAUUUUAGGCAUUGCCCAAGAGCGCAUCGUCGAGUUUGCCAUCUUGUCCCAAGUCCACAACAAACAACUCCACGCCGCAAACGUCAAGGUCCAAGCCAUGGAGCGCUUCAACCGGCGCACGCGCCAGUCGACGCCAGAAAGUCCACCUGCAUCCGCUGUCCCAGCGCCGACCGCCGCGGCGACCAUCGUUGUGGGCCCGCGGGUGCCCAGCGCAUCGACCGUCGGCAACGUCUCGGCUCAAACGUCCAUGGGCCCCACACCACGAGCCGCAGAGCCAACCCAUGCAGUCCUGCCGCGAUCAUUCGAAGACUUGGCCAACAACACGACGUUGCCGAGCGUGCUCUCGACCGAAAGCAGCUUGGACAGUGUCGUGCCGCUGUCGUCGUUCCAGCUCUUCCAACGAGCGCUGCGGUCUAGUGUUCAGGGACGUCACCCUUCAGCUAACGAGUGACUCUUUUGCCGCCGUGCUACUAGAACUGCCCAUCAACACUUGCACAGCGCGCGGACGCGUCUAUCUCGAGCACGAGGCUGCCUUUUCACGGACAC